This is a messenger RNA of Mastomys coucha (southern multimammate mouse), 1024 nucleotides long. RefSeq names its product ER membrane protein complex subunit 8 (gene Emc8). Gene Ontology annotation, cellular component: EMC complex. The transcript is spliced from 5 exons. Lineage: Eukaryota; Metazoa; Chordata; Mammalia; Rodentia; Muridae. The coding region runs from base 146 to 769 and encodes 207 amino acids. The record is from RefSeq and is a predicted model, not a curated record.
UCUGGCAAACGCUAGCGACUACGCUUUCCGGCGCACGGGCUGAGGCGGGAGGCAGCUGCUGUAGUUGGGAGCCUGUGUCGACGUGCAGCGGGGUCGUGUCUUAGACCGUGGUGCGUUGGUCGCGACGCGGCCAGUUAGGCUCAGCAUGCCCGGGGUGAAACUGACCACCCAGGCCUACUGCAAGAUGGUGCUACACGGCGCCAAGUACCCGCACUGCGCCGUCAAUGGGCUUCUAGUGGCCGAGAGGCAGAGGCCGCGCAAGGAGCAUCCUCCGGGCUCGGGCAACCACACUCUCUUCGUGGACUGCAUCCCGCUCUUCCACGGCACGCUGGCUCUGACGCCCAUGCUGGAGGUGGCGCUCACCCUGAUUGACUCGUGGUGUAAAGACAACAGCUAUGUGAUCGCUGGCUAUUACCAAGCUAAUGAGCGUGUGAAGGAUGCCAGUCCAAACCAGGUGGCAGAGAAGGUGGCCUCCAGGAUCGCAGAGGGCUUCAGUGAUGCUGCACUCAUCAUGGUGGACAAUGCCAAGUUCACGAUGGACUGCGCAGCGCCCACGAUCCACGUGUACGAGCAGCACGAGAACAGGUGGCGGUGCAGAGACCCACACCAUGACUACUGUGAAGAUUGGCCGGAGGCACAGAGGAUCUCAGCAUCACUCCUGGACAGCCGCUCCUAUGAAACACUCGUGGAUUUUGAUAAUCACCUGGAUGACAUUCGGAGCGACUGGACAAACCCUGAGAUCAACAAAGCAGUUCUGCACCUAUGCUAAACAAGAACCACGGCUGGAGACCACACUACAGAGAAGAUGAAAGCAUAUUUUUAGCCCAAAAGGAAGCUGCAAGUCUGAUGUGUGCCUUGGAAGGGGUGCAGUUGGCAUCCUUCAGGGCGGGGCUGUGGAGAGCUGGGGGCCGCCUAGGCUUUGGGUUCUUAGUCCUAUACUGCCCAAGCCUGCCCAUCAAAGCUCUUUCUGCUUGUCCCAGGUCAUUCCCAUUAAACAGUUCUAUCUAGCCUUUCAUAAUCCUGA